Molecule: messenger RNA, 2765 nt
Organism: Trichoplax adhaerens
Lineage: Eukaryota; Metazoa; Placozoa; Uniplacotomia; Trichoplacea; Trichoplacidae
Exons: 21
Coding region: 37-2595 (852 amino acids)
Biological process (GO): proteasome-mediated ubiquitin-dependent protein catabolic process; regulation of protein catabolic process
Cellular component (GO): proteasome complex; nucleus; proteasome regulatory particle, base subcomplex
Molecular function (GO): enzyme regulator activity
Source: RefSeq, a predicted model, not a curated record
UCGGAGGAAGAUGAACAGUUAAAGGAAGAAUUGAACAUGUUGGUUGAAAGGUUACAGGAGGAUAAUGUAGAACUACAUAAACCUGCUUUGGAAGCAUUAAAGACUCAAAUUCGUACGUCAACAAGUUCGAUGACUUCCGUUCCCAAGCCCUUGAAAUUUCUUCGUUCUCAUUACCCAUCUUUGAAAGAUGUAUAUGCUAAGAUGACUGACAACGCUAAUAAGAAAUUUUUAGCUGAUAUAAUUUCGAUAUUAGCUAUGACACAAGAUGAAGAAGGCGAAUGUUUAAGGUAUUGUUUGCUAGGAUCUGUUGAGGAUAUUGGAAGUUGGGGCCACGAAUUCAUCAGGCAUUUGUCAAAUGAAAUUUCAGUAGAAUAUUGCGAUCGUGUUUCAAAUCAUGAAGACAUGAAGCCAGAAAUUGACGAUUUGCUUAACCUUGUUCGUCAAAUUGUUCAUUUCGAAAUAAAUCAUAAUGCUAUCGCUGGUGCAUGUGAUAUCUUAAUGGAAAUUGAAAGGACCGACAUGCUGCUAGAUUAUGUCGACGAAUCCAAUUACGAUCGCGCUUGUCUUUAUUUAACAAGUUGUGCCAAAUAUUUAGUCGAGCCGGAAGAUGCAGCGUUUCUAAAAACUACUUUAAGAAUAUAUAGGAAAUUCAAUCGCUAUUGUGAAGCUUUGCGUAUUGCAAUCAAAUUGAACAACAUGGAUCUUAUAACUGAAAUAUUUUCUGAGUGCAAAGAUGAAAUUGGUCAAAAGCAGAUGGCGUAUAUAUUGGCCAGACAGCAAAUUUUCAUAGAAUUAAACAACGGCGAUAUUAUCGAUGAAUUAUACGAUAUUAUGUCUAAUUCAAAUUUGAAUACAAAUUUUCUGUCAUUGGCGCGUGAGUUAGAUAUUAUGGAGCCUAAAAUUCCGGAAGAUAUUUUUAAGAGUCACUUAGAUCCUAACAGAUUAUAUGAUAUUCGCACAGUAGAUUCUGCGAAGCAAAAUUUAGCAUCUUCUUUUGUUAAUGCGUUCUUAAAUUGUGGAUUUGGAAGUGACAAAAUCAUGGCUGAAGAUAGUAAUAAAUGGAUCCAUAAAAACAAAGAUCAUGGAAUGCUCAGUGCUACUGCAUCCAUGGGACUCAUACAGUUAUGGGAUAUUGACGCUGGUCUUACCCAAAUUGAUAAAUUUCUAUAUGCGUCGGAAGAUUACGUUAAGGCUGGAGCCUUGCUGGCAUGUGGGAUAGUGAAUAGUGGUCUUUACAAUGAUUGCGAUCCAGCAUUAGCUUUGCUAUCGGACUACGUACUUCAUAAUAGCUUAAUAAUUAGGAUUGGCACCGCGCUAGGUCUUGGUAUUGCGUAUGCUGGGUCUCAUCGUCGAGACGUUAUCAACCUACUAAUACCUGUGAUCAAUGAUCCUAAGUCUACAUUUGAGGUUUCUUGUAAAACGGCUCUCGCUUGCGGCUUAAUUGCUAUUGGCACCUCUGAUGGCGAUGUGACAACUGCUAUUUUGCAAUUCCUUAUGGGUUGUAAAAAAGAGCAAUUGAAUAAAGAUGCAAAUUCCAUUUUCUUGAUCCUUGGUCUAGCUUUAACCUACAUUGGUAAAAGAGAUGCAAUUGAAGCGCCUCUUGCAGCCAUUGAGAUGUGUCCUCAACCCUUUGAAAAGUCCGCUGGUAUUUUGAUAGAGUCUUGCUCACAGGCCGGUUAUGGAGAUGUUUUAAGAAUUCAGACUUUACUGCAGUUCUGCAGUGCACAUUAUCAAAAGGACAAAAAUGAUGAAGAUGACAAACAAUCGAAAGAUAAUAAAGAUAAAUCAAAUAAAGAUAUUGAUUAUAGUUCUACACAAGCAAUCAGUGUGAUUAGCAUCAGCUUGAUGGCAAUGUGCGACGAAAUUAGUAGUGAAAUGGCUCUUAGAAUAUUUGGGCAUAUGUUAAGCUAUUGUGAUAGCGAAGUUAGAAGAGCAAUUCCUCUGGCGUUAGGACUGUUGUCUGCUUCAAACCCUCAGCUCGCUGUUGUUGAUACCUUAAGCAAACUAUCUCAUGAUCAUGAUACGGAAGUUGUACACAAUGCUAUUUUCGCUUUGGGUAUAGUAGCAGCAGGUACCAAUAAUGCUAGAAUCGCAGGAAUGCUACGACAACUUGCACAGUAUUAUUAUAAGGAUGCAAAUAAUUUAUUCAUGGUCAGAAUUGCACAGGGAUUAGUUCAUUUAGGGAAGGGAACUAUGACUGUCAAUCCGUACCAUUCCGAUCGUUCUCUACUAUCGCCAGUUGCUCUUGGAGGUCUCCUCACUGUACUUUGUUGUAUGCUUGAAGCUAAAGAGACAAUUUUGGGUAAAAGUCACUAUAUGCUAUAUUGUCUCGUCUGCGCUAUCCAUCCUCGUUUGUUAGUAACAUUUGAUACUGAGUUGAAGCCUCUACCAGUUUCUGUUCGUGUGGGACAGGCUGUUGACGUUGUUGGACAAGCAGGAAAGCCGAAAACCAUUACAGGUUUCCAAACUCAUACAACACCUGUUCUCCUUACUCAUGGUGAAAGAGCAGAGCUUGCGACGGAUGAGUAUAUACCUGAAGGGACAACCUUAGAAGGGUUUGUAAUUUUAAAGAAGAAUCCCGACUAUCAGGCCUGAUGGAGUGCUCUUUGUUCUACAUAUGUUCUUAUUUGUUACUAGUUUAACAUUUUUGGUAAAAUUUUAAGAAACUUUUGUUGAUGUAAACCUUUCUUCUAUUCUUUAUGGCCGACUUUCAUUGUAUCCAAUUAUGAUGUCCAUUUCAAAUAAUAAAGAUUUCGAUCAUUGCC